AAAUAAAUCCCUAAAUGUCAAAAAUAAUGGAUUCCUGUUUUUUGUGCAUGUUUUGCUGAUAAUAACUUAUCAAUCGUUAACUAAAUAAAUAUAAUAUGUAUUAAUAAUAUCAAAACAUAGUAAAGAUUUAAAUGAACGAUUAAAAACGACAGUGAGAAUUUACCGUUUGACGUCGCCAUAUAAGCGUUUGAAAGCUAAAAUGGUGGCAUUGAAAUGUUAGAAAUCCUACAAAUGUUUUUGUUUUUAUUUAAGUCUAAGUAUCGUCGAAAAUGUUGUCUGGCGUGGAUCCUUUCGUGCUAUGUAAUUGUCAUUUUUGGUUGUGGUUGUACUCAGGCCGAGGCAAAGUGCCACGAUUCCUCUAGCUGUGGAGGUAAUGGGGUAUGCAAGAACGAUACAACAUGUGUCUGUUACGAUGGUUGGCAAGGCCCCCAGUGUCAGUUUUGCGGAGGUAAAGUGAGGCUGGGGGCCCAAUCUGGCAUAAUACACGACGGCCUAGGAAACUAUUCAAUUGGAGUUAAAUGUAGCUGGUUAAUAGAUGCGCCGAACUCUUCGAUAACUUUACAUAUUGAAGAAUUCGCGACGGAGUGUGGUUGGGAUCAUUUAUACGUGUUCGACGGCGACAGCGUCGAUUCGCCGCUCCUGGCGGUUUUUAGUGGGCUAAUGUACAAAAAUAAAUAUAGCAUACGAAAGAUUCCGGAGGUGAUCGCCCAUACAGGUUCAGCUUUACUUCACUUCUUUAGUGACGAUGCCUAUAACAUGUCCGGUUUUAAUAUAUCGUACAGACUGAACGCGUGCCCCUCGAAGGUUUCCGGGGUGGAUUGUUCCGGCAACGGAAUUUGUAUAGACGGUGUGUGUACGUGCGACGGUAAAUGGGACGGGAUAGCGUGCCAUUUAUUGAAAUGCCCGAAUAAUUGCUGGAGAAAUGACAGUAGGGGACGGUGCGAGCCGGAGAAGGGAUGUAUUUGUGAUAAGUCUUGGAGAGGCGAAGAUUGUGGGCAGUUGGCAUCUCAAGGGUACUGGGAAACUGUAACUCCUCAAGGUUACACGCCUCCUGGGUCGGCAUCACAUGGUGCUGCAGUUUGGAGGGAUUCGAUGUAUGUGGUUGCCGGAGAAAUUUAUAAUAGAGGACCUAUGUUGAAUGUGUAUGAUUUUAACGGUAAUGUCUGGGAGUCGCCGCAUAUAAUCGAAGGGCCAGUUUCGCUGACGCGCCGCUAUGCGCAUUCCACUGUUUUAUAUGGAGACAAACUCUUUGUGUAUGGUGGCGUGGUUGGAAACAAAGGACCGACAUCCGAACUUUGGGCGUUUGACAUUAGCGCCAAAACGUGGGAGAAUAUUACGGUAAAGGCUGAAUCGUGUAACGGCAGUUUCCUUCUUUGCGGCCCUUUAAGAUCUGCCGGGCAUACGAGCACCGUGGUGACGAAUCUCAAUAACAAAAAGGCGGAUAAAAUGGUCGUUAUAUUUGGGCAUUCGCCUAGUCUGGGAUAUUUAAAUACCGUCCAGGAGUAUUAUUUCGGCACGAGAGAGUGGCACAUUGUCAGUACACGGGGAUACCCCGUGAAGGGCGGCUACGGUCAUACUGCCAGUUGGGAUAAACUUACCGGGAAAAUUUACGUGUACGGCGGAAUUGUUUCCGAAAGUGAAUCGACCCAGCUACUGAGCCGCCAUCUAUAUUCGUACGACGCAGACACGCGCAUUUGGACGUUACUCACUGAUGCGCCCACAGCUCGUUUUUUGCAUACUGCAACGUUUAUAUCUCCAGGAUUAAUGUUAGUGUUUGGGGGGAAUACACACAAUGACACUUCGCACAGCUUUGGAGCAAAGUGUUACAGUUCCGAGGUACUCACGUACGAUGUGGAAUGCGACAGUUGGCAAACUUUGAAUGUAACAUCAGAAUUGCAAUCUGAUUUGGCUAGAUUUGGCCAUUCGGCUGUAAUAUUCGAAUCCGCCUUAUAUAUUUAUGGAGGUUUCGAUGGUCAAAUGCUUUCCGACAUGUUGAAGUAUACCGCCGGCUCAUGUUCUCAUUUAACUAAAUCAACCGCAUGUCUUAAUGCUCGAAUUGGUGUAAAAUGUGUUUGGGAUCACAAGAACAGUAAGUGCGUUCAUAUUCAAGACAUUCCACGAACUUUAUUGUCAGAUGGAGACGGUGUCAUCAGCAAAUGUCCAGAGGAGGCUAGAUCGUUUAAAGCGCAGAGCGAGAUACAGAAGGUGGACAAAUGUGAAAAGUCCGAUAACUGCGCCGGUUGCGUGCAAACCACCAACAAAUGUAUUUGGUUCGAAAACGGAGUUUGCACUUUCAAGAAAUGCCGCGAAAAUUGCGCCGAACGGGAGAUUACUAGUCUGGAUCAGUGCCCUGUUGAUCCUGCGCCCACUUGCAAACAACUGCACACUUGCACGGCAUGUAGUUCGCAAUUGUCAUGCAGAUGGAAGUACGAAAAUGCCAAGUGUACAAUAUUUCCGACAUUGGUUAACACUACAACUGAACCUUCCGAACCGAUACAGUGCCCUAAGGUUUGUGCAGAAUAUACCUCUUGCUUAAAUUGCACGCAAGAGGAAUGCAUUUGGUGCCAAAAUGAAGGAAGAUGUAUUGAUAAAAAUGCAUAUACUGCAAGCUUUCCAUAUGGACAGUGUAGGGAGUGGACCACUGUUAGUACUAAAUGUAGAAGUAAAGGGGAAGAAAAAUCACAAUGCAGUUUUUAUUCAACAUGCGCGCAAUGUAGGGAUGAUCCAGCAUGUGGUUGGUGCGAUGAUGGUUCCAAAACAGGAUUGGGAAAAUGUAUGCCUGGAGGAUAUGCAGGUCCAACACUGCACACACGCUCUCUACCAUCGAGCACAUGCCCUUCGGAAAGGUGGCAUUUUACGACUUGCCCUGCAUGUCAGUGUAAUGGACAUGCCAGUUGUCGAGCCAACACCAGCACUUGUCUGCCAUGUCGCAACUUAACGAUGGGGCCCCAUUGUGAAAGAUGCGUGCCCGGCUAUUGGGGAAAUCCAGUAAACGGUGGAAAAUGCCAACCGUGCGAGUGCAACGGGCAAGCCACACAAUGCCAUUCGGAAUCUGGUAAAUGUUAUUGUACAACGAAAGGUUUAGCAGGUGACCACUGCGAAAAAUGCGAUGCCACCAACCAUUACCACGGAGAUCCGGCAAAUAAAGGCUCUUGUUACUAUGAUUUAACAAUUGACUAUCAAUUUACCUUUAACUUAUCGAAGAAGGAAGAUCGCCACUACACGCAAAUCAACUUUAGAAAUUCGCCAAUUAAACCAGACAUCGACGCCGAUUUUCAAAUUACGUGUUCGGUUAUGGCCAAAAUGAAUAUUACGAUGCGGCGAGCUAACUCAAAAGAAGAAAAACCGAUAUAUACAAAUCACAAUUGCACUACAUUCAAAUCGAGAUUUACAAAAUCCGAAUACAGCUUCGGUAUCGAAGAUAAUGCAACAUUAACUACAUUUUAUGUGUACGUUUAUGACUUUCAACCACCCUUAUGGAUUCAGAUAUCGUUCUCGCAGUAUCCCAAAUUGAACUUACAGCAGUUUUUCAUCACAUUCUCCACCUGCUUCUUGCUACUGUUGCUGGUAGCAGCUAUUUUAUGGAAAAUAAAGCAAAGGUACGAUAUGUACAGAAGAAGACAGAGACUCAUGGUCGAAAUGGAACAGAUGGCCUCGCGUCCAUUCUCGCAGGUUUUAGUGGAAUUAGAAAUGAAGCCAAAUUUAGAAUCGGAGAACGCAAUUUCCAUAUUAUCAGAUUCAAAGCGUAAGAAAAGAGAUGCCCCUAGUCCGAUCGCUCUAGAGCCUUGCUACGGUAACAGAGCGGCCGUUUUGAGCUUGUUAGUCAGACUACCGACAGGCGGUGAGUCCUAUACGAUAAAGGGGCAAUCGGCUGGUCUGGCGAUAGCGAGUGCGCUAGUAACACUUGGAAAUCCAAGGAAAAUGAGCAUAGAUCAAGUGAAAGCCGAUACGAAAUCUGCAAAGUCGAGGAAAUCUCAAAGUCAACAUCCGGAUAGCUGCGUAUAGUUUAUAUUUAUUCCUAAAGAUUUUAGGUGGUGAUAUUUUUUUUAAUUUAAAUCUCAUUCAGUACUGAUACCACUGCUUUAAUGUUGUAUAUUUUUCGUUUUUAGAAACUUGUUGAGAUCGUAUGAUCAAGUCCAUGUAAGGGGUAAUUGUCCAAAGACAUAAAACUUUAAUAUACAGAUGACUAUGUUCACAUUAAAAUUUAUAAUCUGCCACUAUUAGCAAUUUAUUUACUAAACUUUAUUUUCUUAACUUAUUGGACUGUUCGUGGUAGAUGUUAUAGGUAUAAUAUGCAAUUAAUAAUUGCCAAAAAAAGAUAUAGUCAUUAAAAUUGUUUUUGAAUAAUUAUGUAUUCUUCUCUAAGACACAUAGUUUUAUAAAGUUUUUUGUAUUUAGGCAUAAAUAUGUGAUAACGGUUUUUCUAAUGAAAGGAAGACCAAAUGUAUAAUUUAAAAAAUAUGAUUUUUUAUUUGUGCAAUUGUAUAUAAUUUGUUGCGGUGAAAAUACGAUAUGCAGAUGAAUUUACUUAAGCGAAAGUAUCAAAAAGAAAUUUUAGUUUGCUUUGAAUAUGAAUACUCCACAUAAUUAUACUCUUUCCAUUUUACAAUUAUUUAAAUGGGUUUGCGUGGUGUACGAAUGUUGGUAUGAGUGAUAUGUAGUGUGCUUCGUUAAUAAGGGAUUAUUUAUUUUUUUCUACACAGAUUUUGUAUCUAUGAAUGUGUUGUUUCCUUCUUUCUAACCGUUGUAUUGGUUUUGUUUGGUCGAAAAGCUGUACUGAAUAUUGUCUGAAUUUUAUGACCAAACAUUGUAAUGAAGACUUAAAACUUUGUUUUCACCAUUUAACAUUGUACUUGUUCGGUAGUGGGGUAGUUUUUUUUACUGGUACUGAUUUGAGUCACUAGUCUAUAGGCAGAAUAUAAUGUGCGAUCCAGAUCUCAUGCUAUUAUAAGUUGAAAUUUUUGACAGUUUACUUUUUUAAAAUGCCGUUCCUUUAAUCUCAAUUGUGUAAUAAAUUUUGAAAAAUC
Messenger RNA from Photinus pyralis (common eastern firefly), 5027 nucleotides. It is a transcript of the gene dsd, whose product is annotated as attractin. Lineage: Eukaryota; Metazoa; Arthropoda; Insecta; Coleoptera; Lampyridae. The transcript has 6 exons. Bases 214 to 4005 code for a protein of 1263 amino acids. Gene Ontology annotation, cellular component: Golgi apparatus. The record is from RefSeq and is a predicted model, not a curated record. Gene Ontology annotation, molecular function: protein binding.